AUGAAGCUCACCAUUGCAACUCACCUCGCCGUGCUCGCAGCCUCGGCGUCGGCGCUGGGCAUCAACUGCCGCGGCUCCGGCCUCUGUCCCUCGGACGGCGCGGCCGGCAACCUCCUCAACCUCAAGGAAAUCGUCGACAACAUCCAGCCGCGCAACCGCAACUACAAGACAGGCGAGCAAAUCGCCUGCACCGGUUCCCUGUGCGUCACGUACGAGAGCGGCGCGUCCAACACGGCGGACGCGACGUCGAGCUACCUGCAGGCGCUCCUCGACCACGGCUGCAAGAAGUGCGGCUCGGUGCCGACACAGCCUGGGAACGACGUCAAGAAGGGACAGCUGACGGUCAAUAUUGUUGGGGAUCCCAAGUGUCAGGGCGCGUGCUAG
Hirsutella rhossiliensis is the source of this 384-nucleotide messenger RNA. RefSeq names its product kp4 domain-containing protein. The record is from RefSeq and is a predicted model, not a curated record. NCBI's taxonomy places the organism in Eukaryota, Fungi, Ascomycota, Sordariomycetes, Hypocreales, Ophiocordycipitaceae. Gene Ontology annotation, cellular component: extracellular region. The coding region runs from base 1 to 384 and encodes 127 amino acids. The transcript has a single exon.